Molecule: messenger RNA, 5739 nt
Organism: Closterium sp. NIES-67
Lineage: Eukaryota; Viridiplantae; Streptophyta; Zygnematophyceae; Desmidiales; Closteriaceae
Source: the annotation of a GenBank genome assembly
CAUGAGUUUCAGCCGUAGUAGUGAACAUACUUAUCAGCCUGGUCCGCUGCUGCUCCUUGGGAUUGUCGCUACCAGCCUGUUAUCACUGGUUGUUCCCCAGCUCGUCGUCAGGACUCCCCCCGAAGGUGGUUAAAGUCCCUCUUAGCUUCAACCGCGUUCGCUUAGCCUGACGACACUGCAGGCGAUACGACGCGGAGUCCCUGAUGUGUGCCUGACGUCUCGCAUUCGCCAGGAGCCGUCCGAUAGCAUCUUCACGGUUCUAAAUCGUCGCGAUGUCCGUGAUGGCGAAUCCGUUUCCCGCCAUCUCCGCACACUCGCAGGCGUCGUACCAGGUACCCCUGAUCAAGCCGUCUGAUAAACCCAAACCCUCGGGUCUCCCCCCUCCGAUUUCUCGCUCCCAGUUGCUAGGGAUCCGGCUCCCAGUCUCGAGGAUCUCGGUUUUAAGAGUGACCACCCGUUAUAGUGUCCCGGCUACAAUCACGGGGACGUCUAGCCAUUCUGGUUAUUUGACUAGAUUAAGAAGUGAUACGGUUAGGCAAGCUGGCACGGGAAGGUUCGGUCAGGCUCGGCAAUGCUGCAGUGGUCAAAGUGAGAGCAGACAGGAUAGGAGGGUGGUUCGGUCGCUAGCGUCGUCGUCUGAUUCCGAGGCGUGGACGACGGUUGUCGGAGGGACAAGCGACGGCGACGCAGCUAAUGCGACGCGUGCGACAACUGCGACAGGCGCGGCGACAAGCAGCAGCCAGCAGCUGGCAUUGUCGCAGGAUGGAUCGCACGCGAAAGUGAAGGCGGAGGGGGGACAGGCGGGGGUGAAUGGUCAGGCGGAGGCGAUUAGGGUUUUGGACGGAGGGGUGGAGGGGGGAGAGGAGGAAGACGAGGAGGAAUGGGAAGAUGGCGAGGAGGAUGAGGAUGAGGAGGAAGAGGAGGAGGAGGGGUGGGAGGAGGAGGAAGGGGAGGAAGAGGAGGAGGAGAGUGAGGAUGAGAGGAGGGAGAGGAGGCAGCGGUCGGAGCAGUGGCUGAUGAAUUUCGACCAGCUUGGCUCCUCAGUGCCUUUAUCCGCGCUGGACCCCCAGCAGCUGCGCCUGUUCUUCGCGGAGUCGCUGUCGCGCAGCAGCCGCGCGGGCGAGGGCGCGCAGGUGGAGCGGCGCAUGGAGGAGAUGCGGCGCCUGGGGCUCCGCGCGGGGGGCCGGGCGCACCACGCCGCGGUGGUCGUGCACACCGCCCAGGGGGACCUGUUCGAAGCGCGCCGCGCCCUGCGGCGCAUGCUGAACAGCGGGGUCUUCCCCCUCUAUGAGACGCUGGUGGCGGUGCUGCGGCUGAGCGGGCGGCGGGGGCAGGUGGCGGAGGGGGAGGGCAUUCUCGCGCUCAUGGGGGAGCUCAAGCUCAACCAGCGGGCGGCAUGGGUCGUCCUCAUCGAGGAGCUGUUUGCGUCCGGCAACCACGCGGAGGGGAAAGCCCUGCUGCUACGGGGGGUGGAGGACGGGCUUUGGCCCACUGAUGGGCUGAUCGACGCCGUGGUGGAGGGCAGCUGCCGGGAGGGCCGGCACGCCGACGCACAUGAUGUGAUGAAUGCGCUCGCUCAGAGGGGGUGGAUGCCGUCCACCUUCCACCACAACUGCGUGCUCAUGAGCAUGAGCAAGGCGGGUGUGCCGGACAUUGCAGUGCAGAAGCUGGAAGCCAUGGUGGAGGAGCAGCGAGAGGGGCUGAAGGAGAGUCGCAGGGAGGGCAAGCCGGAUGUGCACUCCUACAACUGGGUGCUCGAGGCGUUCGCCGCGCACCCGCAGGAGAGGUACGAGGACUCACUGGAGUUCAUCGGCCACAUGGUGGAGGACAGCAACGUGAAGCCCAACGGCAAGACCUACGCGUACCGGAGGAGACGCAUGAGUCCAGGGGACAGAGACAUUGCGGUUGCAAAAUGCGCAGAGCUGUUGGAAGCGGGGUUGAUCAGGGAGUCCACAUCAGAAUAUGCAGCAGCGACGGUGGUAGCCGCAAGGAAGGAUCUAACCGGAGAAACGUUAGCCCGACGAAUGUGUGGGGAUUACCGAGGUAUUAACCGGAUCACCAAGAGCGACCGAUACCCAAUGCCCAUGGCCGAGGAGAUCUUCGAUAAGCUGGCCGCAGGACAGGUCUACUCAACCUUGGACCUCCGUCAAGGAUUCAACCAGAUACCAAUCAAGGAGGAGGAUAAGGCUAAGACGGCGUUUCAUGGGCCAGAUAGGCUGUACGAAUGGAAUUAUAUGCCAUUCGGGUUGAAGAACGCUUCAGCGAGGUUUGAGCGAGUGAUGGAUCAAGUGCUGAGGGAGGUACCUGGAGCACUCUGUUACGUAGACGACGUGGUAAUCUUCAGCGAAGAUGGGUCGCAGCACGUGGCAGAUGUAGCCGCCGCCCUAGCAGCAAUACAAGCGGCCGGACUGAAGUGCCAUCCAGGAAAGUGCCAUUUCGGGGUGAGGACAGUGGCGUACCUGGGGUUUCAGGUGGGGAAAGGAGGCCUCUCGGUGCAGCAGGCCAAAGUGGAGGUGGUUGAUAGACUCAAAGCGCCAACGGAUCGGAGCACCCUCCGCGCUCAGCUGGGCUUUCUGAGCUACUACCGCAAGUUCGUGCCGAACUUCAGCAAGACGGCAAGGCCCUUGAAUCUGCUCCUGAGAGAGGACAUGAGUUGGAAGUGGGAGGCAGAACAGGAUCUGGCGUGGAAGACCUUGAAGGAAGCAGUGAAGACCGCGCCUGUCCUGAAACUGCCCAGCCCGGAUGAGCCCUACACGUUGUACACUGACUGGAGCAGCAGUGGCAUGGGGGCAGUACUGUGCCAGCUGGAUGGGGGGACGGAGAGGGUAGUAGCAUAUGCCAGUCGGUCAUGCAGCCCAGCCGAAAGCAACUACAGUUCCUAUGAGGGGGAAGGAUUAGCCGCAGUCUGGGCGGUGGAACUCUUCCGGCCUUACCUGCAAGGCAGGAAAUUUACCCUAGUCACUGAUCAUCAACCCCUCCUGUGGCUGAUGACUAAUCAGACUCUGCAAGGGCGGAAUGCCAGGUGGGCCAUGCGGCUGCAGGAAUUCGAGUUUGACGUGAAGCAUCGGCCCGGGAAAACCCUGCAGCAUGUGGAUGGGCUCUCCAGGCUGGGGCCAGCAAUAGCUGGGGAACCAGAGAUAUUCUGCAAGGACUGGAACUUCCUAUCAGAAGCCGUGCGCCACUUCCGUGCAUUGCAGCGGCUACCGGGCGAGAUGUGCUGGCUCGACGUGCGGCGGGGCGAGCGCUACCAUGCCACUGCGCUCUUCCUCCGUGCUCUCUGCCGGGCAGGUCUGGUGCAGGAGAUGCAGCAGGUGCUGCAGGCAAUGGUGCGGGACGGAGUGAGGCUGCCGUCGUCGGCACUGCUGGUGGACAAGAGGACGAGGAGGACGCUGGUGUCGGCGUGGAUGCAGCCCUGCGACAUGGAGCCCGACUAUGGGGAGCCCACAGACUUUAUUAAACGGGCCACGGAGGAGUCCCAGGACUGGUCUAGCGAGAGGCGGGAGAAGCGCGACAUGGAGCGGCACGGCGGGUGGUGGCGCCUCAAGAUGGAGACGGAUGAGCUGCCGGGCUUCUGGCUGCCGCCGCCCAUCGUGUCGUUCGAGGAGAGCCUCGUGCGCCGCUUCCGGGCGUACCGCAAGGAGCUCUACUACACGCUCAUGUGGCGGGGAGUCGCGGCAUGGCCAGCAGAGUUAGGAGUGAGCAAGGAGGAGGCAGUGGAGGUGGCGGAGUGGCUGGAGAUGGAGCUGCAGAUUCAGGGGCCCACCGGGGCGGGGGGCGGCUCCAUGGGCGGAGGGGGAGGCGCCAUGCUGCCCAGCGCUGCCAGCACCAGCAGCACCGCUACCUCUGCUGCUGCCACCACUGCUACCAUCACUGCUAGCACCACCACCACUGCAGCCACCACCAGUGAAACCACGGCUCCCACUAGCAGCAGCAGCAGCAGUGGUGUGGGCUCCACGUGGGGCUUAACAGGCGGCUUGACUGGCGGCUUAACCGGGGGGCUGAUGGGGCCACGGGGCGGGGUGCGGGCACCCAAGGCGGCGAGUAAAAUGGUGGUGGGCGAGCUCAGGCAGGAGCUGGCGGGGCAGGGGCUGCCGACUGACGGCAACAGGGCGGUGCUGUAUGCAAGGGUGCAGAGGGCGAGGAGGCUCAAUAAAGCUCUGGGGAAACCCCUGUGGACGCCACAGACGAGGGAGCCAGUCAUGCAGGCGAGUGCAAGGGUUGAGUUUUUGCUAGAGCACCUCACCUUGAACGGCACAGCGGCGUCGUGGACGCAGGUGAUCGAGAUGAUGCGCGAGAGUGAGCGGCGCAAGAGCGCGGAGCAGCAGCAGCGCGAGCAGGACGAGCGGCAGCGGGCGGCUGAUGAGAAGCAGCGGGCGGCAGACGAGCAGCAGCGUGUGGAAGACCGGCGGAUCCGGGCGGCGCUGUCCGGCGGGAGGGAAGAAGACGAGGAGGAGGAGGAAUUGGAAGAGGAGGACGAAGAAGAGGAGGAAGAGGACGAGGAGGAGGAAGAGGAGGAGGAGGAAGAGGAGUUAGAGGUGGAUGACGUGAUGGAGGAUGAUGAGGAUGAGGACGAGGACGAGGAGGAGGAGGAGGUGGCGGUGGGGGAGGAGGACGAGGCGGUGGACGAAGAGGAGGUAGCGCCAGGCCAGGCGGGCGGCAUGCUGGGCGGCGCGGAGAGGGAGGUGUCGGUGCUGGCCAUGGAGGAGGAAGGGGUGCGGGGCGGGGGGGGGCUGCUCACCUCGCAGCUCGUUGGGGGUGGUGCCGGGGGGGGAGCAGGGAGCGCAGCCAGCAGGCCCAAGGCCAAGUCGUCGGAUCUGUACGACGAUGAUGACGAGGGGGAAGUGCAUGCAUCAGCGGCAUCGAUCCUCACGAAUUCGGCAGCGGCAGCAGCGGAGGAGGACGAUGAGAUGCGGGAGUUCAGGGCAGAGGAGGAUCAGAUCCCAGUGUCCACCACGCUGGGCGGCAUCUUCACGCUGGAGGAGCGCUGGGCGCACGAGUGGGAGAAGGCGGACAAAGAGAGGGUCGUGCUGCCGUGGAGCGAGCGCAUGGAGCUCGAUACGGCGUGGGCCGUCUUCCAACUGGUGAUUGAACUGGGCGGCGUGCCAACCCUGGCAGAUUGCUGCAUGGUGCUGUGGGCGGCAGUGGACGGCAAUGAUUGUCGAAUCAUGCUGGGGGUGGUCCAGAAGUCACACGCAGUUGGCCACACAUUUGGCAUCAACCUCUACAAGACCGUGGUGAACACGUGCCUCGGGCUCUUGGAGAUCGACACAGCAGUUGAGAUCCUCAACGACAUGCAGCGAGUGGGCGUCGAACCAGGCGACGACGUGUGGCAGCACGUGGAGGAGGCCCGCCAGGUGGCAGCUGAAAGGGUCGUCGAGGAGCAACGGCGGCGAGAGGCUGCUGAGGUGGCGGCUGCAGAGGCGGCAGCUGCUGACGUGGCUGCAGGUCCUGUGACGGAUGACGUGGUACCAGUACCGUUGGUUCAAGGGGAGGAAAGUGGAGUUGAUAGGCAAGUAGCAGGCUUGGAUGCAAGCACAGAAGCUUCAGGAGCAUCAGACAAACUGGACAAGCAACAGUGAAGGGUGAUGAACUACACCUCGUAAAGAGUAUUAUAGCUGCCGGCUGUGUCUAUUUCCUCACGCUGAAGCGCCCGUGAUUUGAAUUUCAGCACCCUUUUAAUUGCUUGCCUCGUACGCUUGGAAUGGGCUCCACCUAAAUGUAGGUUGCAAGUGUUUAGGA